GCACAUUUACUAAGGCUCCGGAGUCAGUCGAUGUUCACGCGCUGCGCCCGCUGACAGCUCGCCUGGAGGCUUUUGCACUUUGCACGCGAUCUUAUUAGAAAGCGUUUUAAGCGAGAAGUCUUGGAAGCCCAGGAGAGAGGUCUUGUUGCGCCACCUUCUUAAUCGCAUUUUUGACUUCGCAGAGAGAGAGAGAAAUCGGAGUAAACACGGCAUAUUACUAUGGCAGAUGAUGAAAAUGCCUGUACCGGUGGGAUAUGCCAAGGCUGCGACAAUAGCAACUGCAAUGUGUUGAGCUGGGAGCAAGUACAGAGGCUGGAUAGUAUCCUCACUGAGACAAUUCCCAUCCAUGGCAGGGGGAACUUCCCCACCCUGGAGAUGAAGCCCAGGCAGAUCGUGAAGGUGGUAAGGAGUAGACUGGAGGAAAAGAAUAUCGGUGUCCGGGAUGUCAGGCUUAACGGUUCGGCAGCUAGCCACAUCCUUCACCAGGACAGCGGCUUGGGCUAUAAGGAUCUGGACCUAAUCUUCUGCGCAGACCUUAAAGGAGAGGCUGAGUUUCAGACUGUCAAAGACGUGGUCUUGGAUUGCCUUUUGGAUUUCUUACCCGAAGGAGUUAAUAAAGAGAAGAUCACCCCUCUCACCCUAAAGGAAGCUUAUGUUCAGAAAAUGGUGAAAGUCUGCAACGAUUCUGAUCGGUGGAGUCUCAUAUCCUUAUCCAACAACCAUGGCAAAAAUGUGGAACUCAAAUUUGUGGAUUCCUUGAGGAGGCAGUUUGAAUUCAGUGUAGAUUCUUUUCAGAUUAAGUUGGAUUCCCUUUUGUUUUUUUAUGAAUGUUCAGAGAACCCCAUGACUGAGACCUUCCAUCCCACUAUCAUAGGGGAGAGUGUAUAUGGGGAUUUUCAAGAAGCCUUUGAUCACCUUUGUCACAAGAUCAUUGCCACCCGGAACCCCGAGGAGAUUCGUGGAGGCGGCCUUUUAAAAUACUGUAAUCUUUUAGUAAGAGGCUUCAGGGCAGCCUCAGAGUCUGAGAUGAAGUCCCUGCAGAGAUACAUGUGUUCAAGGUUUUUCAUUGAUUUUUCAGACAUUGGCGAACAGCAAAGAAAACUGGAAUCCUACUUGCAGAAUCACUUUGUGGGAUUAGAAGACCGCAAGUAUGAUUAUCUUAUGACUCUGCAUGGUGUGGUCAAUGAAAGUACAGUGUGUCUCAUGGGACACGAAAGAAGGCAGACUCUGAGCCUUAUCUCCAUGCUUGCCAUCCGUGUCCUGAUUGAACAAAACAGUAUUCCAAAUGUGGCGAAUGUAACUUGCUACUACCAGCCAGCCCCUUAUGUAGCAGAUGCCAAUUUCAGCAAUUACUAUAUUGCCCAGGUUCAACCUGUCUUCACAUGCCAGCAGCAUACAUACUCCACUUGGUUACCCUGUAAUUAAGACAACAUGAAAGGCUUCUCAUAGGAAAAUGUCCUCAUAACUUAUGUAAUGAGGAUUCCUGGUUAUAAAAAUGGGGUGUAAUUUUGCGCAAUGAUGACCUGCUCUAUAUUUAAGUCUUCAUGGAGCUUGUGGUUCAUGUAGAGUACAUGGGAGCUUGAUCCAAAUCAGAAGACCCAAAUUAAUAGAGGUCAACCCCAGAGCACAAAAGUCAGUUAUUUUAAAAGGAAAGGUAGCCUUCCACAAUAUAAGAUGGAGGAAUACUUUAAGAAAGUACAGGCUGUUGAUUCUUGGCUUUCUUAACAUUUGAAAAAGAAGUGGUUGGUCAGUUGUAUGGAUUUUACAACAGGGAGUGAUAUUCUCAAGGAAAUUAUCUUUCCUUCUGCAUUUCAGGUGAAUGUAGCAAAUGAGAAGAAAAAAACAAAACAUUUGGUGUUAGAAUGACCUUUAGGGUUUACAGCAAGUUCUGUCUCUGAAUUAUGCAGAAUGUAUAACUUUCUUGCAUAGAAUGCUAUUCCAGACAUGGCUUGCUCCAAGUGAACCACAGUUGGGUGGCACAGUUCUAAAAACAUUAAGUCUUUUGAAGAUCCAUUAUUUCCAGAUGUAUGCAUGAUUCACAUUUUUGAAAUGUGACCUGUGCAUGGGAGAGUUAGCGGUAGCAAAAAAAAAAUGCUUAAGGACCAAAGAUUUCUUAAAGAAUUAUACCCAAAUGAUAGAGUUGGGAAUGGAACAUUAUUUGUGUACUUGUUAACUUACUGUAUCAAAGUGCCUGUUGCCUUCAAAAAAAUAAUAA
This is a messenger RNA of Spea bombifrons (plains spadefoot toad), 2215 nucleotides long. It is a transcript of the gene TENT5A, whose product is annotated as terminal nucleotidyltransferase 5A. Bases 220 to 1425 code for a protein of 401 amino acids. NCBI's taxonomy places the organism in Eukaryota, Metazoa, Chordata, Amphibia, Anura, Pelobatidae. Gene Ontology annotation, biological process: mRNA stabilization. Gene Ontology annotation, molecular function: RNA binding; poly(A) RNA polymerase activity. The transcript has 3 exons. The record is from RefSeq and is a predicted model, not a curated record.